AUGACUGACGCAAAGAUGCAAGUGGAUAACCCACAGGAGACUGUGGAGGCGAUCAAGCAAGGAGAAAUUGAUGAGUCGUUGUACAGCCGGCAACUGUACGUCCUCGGUCAUGAAGCUAUGAAGCGUAUGGGAUCUUCAAACGUGCUUGUUGUCGGAUUGAAGGGUCUGGGUGUUGAAAUCGCCAAGAACAUCGCCCUUGCCGGUGUGAAGUCCCUCACAUUGUACGAUCCUGCCCCUGUCGCCAUCUCGGACCUGUCCUCCCAGUUCUUCCUCCAGCCCCAAGACGUCGGCAAGCCGCGUGCCGAGGUCACAGCUCCCAGAGUCGCAGAGCUCAACUCCUACGUCCCCGUCACAGUCCAUGAGGGCAGCAAUAUCGCAGAGAACCUCGAAGAGUUGAAGCGUUAUCAGGCUGUUGUCCUCACCUUGACUCCUUUGAAGGAUCAGCUCGCGAUUGCCGACUUCUGCCACAAGAAUGGCAUUUACCUUACUAUCACGGAUACCUUCGGUCUCUUUGGUUAUCUCUUCAAUGACUUCGGUAAGAACUUCACUGUCGGUGAUGCGACAGGUGAGGAGCCCGUCAGUGGAAUUGUGGCGGCUAUCGACGAGAAUGGCUUGGUCUCGGCUCUUGACGAGACCCGUCACGGCCUGGAGGACGGUGAUUUUGUGACUUUCUCCGAGAUCAAGGGCAUGGAGGGUCUCAACGGUUGUGCUCCUCGCAAAGUUACUGUGAAGGGGCCUUACACCUUCUCCAUUGGUGAUGUCUCUGAUCUGGGAACAUACCAGAGUGGCGGUAUCUACUCUCAAGUCAAGAUGCCUAAGUUCAUGGAUUUCGCUCCCCUUAGCGAACAGAUCAAGAAACCCGAGUUUAUCAUUUCGGACUUUGCGAAAUUUGACCGGCCACAACAAUUGCAUAUUGGUGUCCAGGCACUCCACAAGUUCGCAGAGAGCCACAAUGGCGAUCUUCCUCGCCCUCAUAAUGAUAGCGAUGCCCAAGACGUGUUCAAGAUUGCCAAUGAACUGGCUUCGAGCCUCGAAGAGAAGGUGGAGCUGGAUGAGAAGCUCAUCAAGGAGCUGAGUUACCAAGCCCGCGGCGACCUGAACCCCCUGGCAGCUUUGUUCGGAGGCAUUGCGGCGCAAGAAGUCUUGAAGGCGGUCUCUGGAAAGUUCAACCCUGUUAAUCAGUGGCUCUACUUUGACUCUUUGGAGUCUCUUCCCACCUCCAUCACCCGCUCUGAGGAGGCUUGUAAGCCUCUCGGCACCCGGUACGAUGGUCAAAUUGCAGUUUUCGGCAAGGAGUUCCAGGACAAGAUUGCCAACGUCAGGCAGUUCCUCGUAGGAGCAGGUGCCAUUGGGUGUGAGACGCUGAAGAACUGGGCCAUGAUGGGUCUUGGAACUGGUCCUAAGGGGAAGAUCAUUGUGACCGAUAUGGAUCAGAUCGAGAAGAGUAACCUCAACAGACAAUUCCUGUUCCGCAGCCGGGACGUUGGCAAGCUCAAGAGCGAAUGCGCUUCCGCUGCUGUGCAGGCCAUGAACCCUGAACUGAACGGUAAGAUUGUCACGCUCCGGGACCGUGUCGGACCCGACACCGAGCACGUCUUCAACGAGGAAUUCUGGGAAGACUUGGACGGUGUUACGAAUGCCCUGGACAACGUGGAUGCAAGAACCUAUGUCGACCGUCGUUGCGUCUUCUUCAGGAAGCCCCUGUUGGAGAGUGGAACUCUCGGUACAAAGGGCAACACUCAGGUUGUCCUGCCUCGCAUCACUGAGUCCUACUCUAGCUCCCAAGACCCGCCGGAGAAGACAUUCCCUAUGUGCACUCUGAAGAGUUUCCCCAACCGGAUCGAGCAUACUAUCGCUUGGGCCAGGGACCUCUUCCAGACCUACUUUGUCGGCCCUCCCGAGGCUGUCAACAUGUAUCUGUCCCAGCCAAACUAUAUCCAGCAGACACUCAAGCAGGCCGGUAAUGAGAAGCAGACGCUGGAGCACCUUCGUGACUUCCUGGUCACCGAUAAGCCCUUGACCUUCGAUGACUGCAUCGUUUGGGCCCGUAACCAAUUCGAGGCGCAGUACAACAACGCUAUCCAGCAGCUUCUCUACAACUUCCCGCGUGACUCCAAGACAUCCUCUGGACAGCUUUUCUGGUCUGGACCCAAGCGUGCGCCCACUCCGCUGAAGUUUGACAGCGCAAACCCCACUCAUCUUUCUUUCAUCGUUGCUGGUGCCAAUCUCCACGCUUUCAACUACGGCAUCAAGAACCCUGGCGCCGACAAGGCCUACUACAGGAAGGUUGUCGACAACAUGAUCGUUCCAGAAUUCACCCCCAAGUCGGGCAUCAAGAUCCAAGCUAAUGAGAACGAUCCUGACCCGGACGCUCCGGCCGCUGGCUCGUCCUUUGACGACAACCAGGAGAUUCAGCGCCUUGUGGACUCCCUUCCAUCCCCCAAGGAUCUGGCUGGCUUCCGCUUGAACCCUGUUGAAUUUGAGAAGGAUGACGACACGAACCACCACAUCGACUUCAUCACCGCUGCCAGCAACCUGCGUGCCGACAACUACGAUAUCCCCCAGGCUGAUCGCCACAAGACCAAGUUCAUUGCUGGCAAGAUCAUUCCUGCCAUUGCUACCACGACGGCAUUGGUGACUGGGUUGGUCGCGCUGGAGCUGUUCAAGAUCAUUGACGGCAAAGACGACAUUGAGCAGUACAAGAAUGGAUUCGUGAACCUUGCGCUUCCAUUCCUGGGCUUCAGUGAGCCUAUUGCCAGUCCCAAGGGCAAGUACAUGGGUAAGGAGGGCGAGGUUACGAUCGACCAGAUCUGGGAUCGCUUCGAGGUGGAUGAUAUUCCUCUGCAGGAUUUCCUCAAGCACUUCUCCGACAUGGGAUUAGAGAUCAGCAUGGUUAGCUCUGGCGUUAGUCUCCUGUACGCCAGCUUCUAUGGACCAUCAAAGGUUAAGGACCGUCUUCCUAUGAAGAUGAGCAAGUUGGUGGAGCACAUCAGCAAGAAGCCAGUUCCGGAGCACCAAAAGAACGUCAUCUUCGAGGUGACGGCGGAGGAUCAGACGGAGGAGGAUGUCGAGAUUCCGUAUGUGAUGGUGAAGCUGAGGAAGUAG
Messenger RNA from Aspergillus niger, 3105 nucleotides. RefSeq lists its product as uncharacterized. Gene Ontology annotation, cellular component: cytoplasm; nucleus. The transcript is spliced from 5 exons. Gene Ontology annotation, biological process: ubiquitin-dependent protein catabolic process; DNA damage response; protein ubiquitination. Gene Ontology annotation, molecular function: ubiquitin activating enzyme activity. The coding region runs from base 1 to 3105 and encodes 1034 amino acids. The record is from RefSeq and is a predicted model, not a curated record. NCBI's taxonomy places the organism in Eukaryota, Fungi, Ascomycota, Eurotiomycetes, Eurotiales, Aspergillaceae.